CGGGGAACCGGGGGAGGGACGGGGGCAAAACUGCCCCCCACCCCCGGCGGCAGCCCCCGCGCCCCAGCGAUGCAGCCCCCGGAGCCGGGUCGGGCCGGCGGAGGCCCUUCCAGUGGCACCUGGUGGCCAAACGGCACCACAAGCUACAGUCACCUCCUGAGGGAGAACUACACCUUCCUGGCCUACUACCAGCAUUCCUCCCCUGUGGCCCUCAUGUUCAUCCUGGCCUACACCUUCAUCUUCCUCAUGUGCAUGGUCGGCAACAUCCUGGUGUGCUUCGUCGUGGUGAAGAACCGCCAGAUGCGGACGGUCACCAACAUGUUCCUCCUCAACCUGGCCAUCAGCGACCUGCUGGUGGGCAUCUUCUGCAUGCCCACCACCUUGGUGGACAACCUCAUCACAGGUUGGCCCUUUGACAACACCAUGUGCAAAAUGAGUGGCCUGGUGCAGGGCAUGUCCGUCUCCGCCUCCGUUUUCACACUGGUGGCCAUCGCCGUGGAGAGGUUUCGCUGCAUCGUCCACCCGUUCCGGCAGAAGCUGACGCUGAGGAAAGCCCUGCUGACCAUCGCCAUCAUCUGGGUGCUGGCCCUGCUCAUCAUGUGCCCCGCUGCCAUCACCCUGACUGUCACCAGGGAGGAGCACCACUUCAUGGUGGACACCUACAACAACUCCUACCCUCUCUACUCCUGUUGGGAGGCCUGGCCCGAGACGGGGAUGAGGAGGAUCUACACAACCGUCCUCUUCUCCCACAUCUACGUGGCCCCGCUCGCCCUCAUCGUCGUCAUGUACGCCCGCAUCGCCUUCAAGCUCUUCAAGUCGGUGGCGCCUGCCCAUGGCCGGGAGGAGCCGGAGGGAAGGAGGAUCUCCCGCAGGAAGGCCAAGGUCAUCAACAUGCUCAUCAUCGUUGCCCUCUUCUUCACCAUCUCCUGGCUGCCCCUCUGGACGCUGUUGCUGCUGACGGACUACGGGUGGCUGAGCGAGGGCCAGCUCCACCUGGUCAUCGUCUACGUGUACCCCUUCGCCCACUGGCUGGCCUUCUUCAACAGCAGCGCCAACCCCAUCAUCUACGGCUACUUCAACGAGAACUUCCGAAGAGCCUUCCAGGAGGUCUUCAGGAACCCCCUCUGCUUGCUCCGGUGCCGCCACCGCAGGCCCUACACCCCCCGGAGCCACGGCCACGGGACCUUCCUCGGCACCCGCAACCGCGUCUUCACCCAGGCACGGACCAGCGACUCGCCCCCCGUGUCCGAGUCGGGGCCGCUGGCCCUGCGCCGCGCUGGGGCCCCCGCCUGGGACGGCUGAGUGGUCUCUGGACUGAGGGCUUGUGGGGUGGGGAGCGGGGAUUUGGCACCUCAUGGGCCACAGGUCACUGAAAUAAAGGCGCGUCCCACCGAU
Messenger RNA from Pipra filicauda (Wire-tailed manakin), 1395 nucleotides. It is a transcript of the gene NPFFR1, whose product is annotated as neuropeptide FF receptor 1. Lineage: Eukaryota; Metazoa; Chordata; Aves; Passeriformes; Pipridae. Gene Ontology annotation, molecular function: neuropeptide receptor activity; peptide binding. Gene Ontology annotation, cellular component: membrane. Gene Ontology annotation, biological process: G protein-coupled receptor signaling pathway. The record is from RefSeq and is a predicted model, not a curated record. The transcript has 4 exons. The coding region runs from base 70 to 1302 and encodes 410 amino acids.